AUGAUCAAAUUUAUUCAGAAAUCAGAAUUCAGAACCCAACUCUCACCAACCGUUCGACGACAUUCAUCCAACGUCAAAACGUAUGACGCUAUUCAGUUUCGCGACAAAUUGAGAAGAGGCGUCUCCCUAGAAAACCUUGGUCCUCAUCGUGUCUGCUUCUAUCCCCAUCCAGCACCUUCGACUCGAAAUCCACCAAUUAAUCGACCUGUUUUGUUUUCCAAGAACCCCAUCGGCCCGGCAUCCAAAAAUAUCAGUAGAAAAGUUUCCAGCUACUCGAAAAUGUCAAGUAUAGCGAGAGUUGCAUGGCUCCGCCCAUAUGCUGCGGACCCGAUGCAUGCAGCCACAUUGCCAAGGAAUUAUGAAGGGCAUGCGAACGGGAUGGGAAAGAAAAAUUGGAUGGAUGAUGCAUAA
Caenorhabditis briggsae is the source of this 411-nucleotide messenger RNA. Lineage: Eukaryota; Metazoa; Nematoda; Chromadorea; Rhabditida; Rhabditidae. The record is from RefSeq and is a predicted model, not a curated record. Bases 1 to 411 code for a protein of 136 amino acids. The transcript is spliced from 6 exons.